Oldenlandia corymbosa var. corymbosa is the source of this 1772-nucleotide messenger RNA. Lineage: Eukaryota; Viridiplantae; Streptophyta; Magnoliopsida; Gentianales; Rubiaceae. The record is from the annotation of a GenBank genome assembly.
CACACACCAAACACAAAACACAAACCUUCCUUUCAUCGGAGUCGUGUUCUGCCGGUCUCUCUAUUUCCCUCUUCUUCUUUUACAUAACUCACCACCGGGUUGCUAGGCACGUGAUCCUCAGCUACCAUACCAUAAAAACAAAAAUCAAUUUAAUAUACUUAUUAUUAUUAUUUUUUCAAUAUUAAAUUAUUUUAUAGCAUCACAUUUUGCCUAUAUAUAUCAGCCUCAUGACCCAUAAACACCAACACUUGUACUCUCUCUUCUGCCACCCCACCACCACAACCACAUUGAAGUCCUUUCCACCUCUUUCCUUAAUUCUCUUUUCUAGUAUAUACCUAGUACAAAAAUUAACGUUAAUUCAUUAGACGAAGAAAAAAAAACACGCACACACACAGUGGUUGAUUAUUUCUUUUUUUUUGGUACCGGCAAACGAGAAGAAGAAAAGAAAAAAUGGUGACGGUGGAGGAAGUUCGUAGAGCACAGAGGGCACAAGGGCCGGCAACGAUCAUGGCGAUCGGGACGGCGACGCCGCCAAACUGCGUCGACCAAAGCACUUACCCGGAUUAUUACUUCCGCAUCACUAACAGUGAGCAUAUGACUGACCUCAAAGAGAAAUUCCAACGCAUGUGUGAUAAAUCACAAAUCAAGAAACGUCAUAUGUAUUUGACAGAAGAAAUCUUGAAGGAAAAUCCCAAUAUGUGUGCUUAUAUGGCACCAUCACUGGACGCAAGACAGGACAUUGUGGUUGUUGAAGUGCCCAAAUUGGGAAAGGAGGCUGCCCAAAAGGCCAUUAAGGAAUGGGGCCAGCCCAAGUCCAAGAUUACCCAUUUGGUCUUCUGCACGACUAGCGGUGUCGACAUGCCCGGCUGCGAUUACCAGCUCACUAAGCUAUUGGGCCUUCGCCCGUCGGUCAAGCGACUCAUGAUGUACCAGCAAGGUUGCUUUGCCGGUGGCACGGUCCUCCGGUUGGCUAAGGACUUGGCCGAGAAUAACAAAGGCGCUCGUGUGUUAGUCGUGUGCUCGGAGAUCACUGCUGUGACAUUCCGUGGCCCAAGUGAGACCCAUUUGGACAGUCUUGUUGGGCAGGCCUUGUUCGCGGAUGGAGCGGGAGCGAUAAUUAUUGGGUCAGAUCCUAUCCCCGGUGUUGAGAGGCCAUUAUUUGAGCUGGUUUCGGCAGCCCAAACUCUCUUGCCAGACAGUCACGGCGCAAUCGAUGGGCAUCUUCGUGAAGUUGGGCUGACAUUUCAUCUCCUCAAGGACGUUCCUGGGUUGAUCUCAAAGCACAUAGAGAAGAGCUUGGAAGAAGCAUUUGAGCCCAUAGGUAUUUCUGACUGGAACUCCAUCUUCUGGGUUGCACAUCCUGGCGGGCCUGCCAUUUUGGACCAAGUGGAAGAGAAAUUGGCUCUGAAGCCCGAGAAGAUGCGGGCCACAAGACAUGUGCUGAGUGAGUAUGGAAACAUGUCCAGUGCUUGUGUGUUGUUCAUUUUGGAUGAGAUGAGGAAGGCCUCAGCAAAAGAUGGGCUGGGAACUACUGGAGAAGGCCUGGAAUGGGGUGUGCUGUUUGGAUUUGGGCCUGGCCUGACUGUUGAGACAGUGGUCCUUCAUAGUUUACCCAUUUAAAAAGCAUUUGAAAUUCUUUUGAAUAAAAUAAAGGGGAAAUAUUCUAUGCGUGUGUGUGUGUAUUUUGGGGGGAUACUCCUACAUGUCAUUUUAGUAGAAUUUGGUCAUGGUGUAUUGUUUGAUUUUCUACUCUUUUUUUCUUUUCUUUGGGG